AUGGCCAGGGGUGGGCACCACACUCCUGAAAAUGAUAAACUGCUUGAGGCUGCCAAGAGGAAUGACGUCUGUAAGACCCAGACGCUGCAUGGAACUGUAGGAGCCACCGGUUCUUGCUCCCCGUGGUCAGUACCAGCAGCAAGGAAGGGAUCUGCUAUGUGCUGGACCACCCCCAACUCCCCCACACUGGUCCCCCAAGCCUUGAACCUGGGGAGGAAGGAGACCAGUCUGCACCAGGUGGCAGCCCUGGACCAGUGCACCAGCUGCCUCUACAUCGUGGAGAGCGGGGGAGCAUCCGUCAUGAAGACAGAGCAGCUGGGGGACCCGAGGAGGCUGAGAAGGCUCAGGACACCAAGCUGCCACCUCCCUAGGGGUCAGCAGCCUGACCCUCUGAAGCACCCAGAGGACUGGGAGGUGGCUGUGGGGCUGUGA
Rangifer tarandus platyrhynchus (Svalbard reindeer) is the source of this 432-nucleotide messenger RNA. The record is from the annotation of a GenBank genome assembly. NCBI's taxonomy places the organism in Eukaryota, Metazoa, Chordata, Mammalia, Artiodactyla, Cervidae.